Nymphaea colorata (pocket water lily) is the source of this 4660-nucleotide messenger RNA. RefSeq names its product protein TONSOKU. Gene Ontology annotation, cellular component: nucleus. Gene Ontology annotation, biological process: meristem structural organization; epigenetic regulation of gene expression; response to DNA damage checkpoint signaling. NCBI's taxonomy places the organism in Eukaryota, Viridiplantae, Streptophyta, Magnoliopsida, Nymphaeales, Nymphaeaceae. Gene Ontology annotation, molecular function: protein binding. Bases 144 to 4232 code for a protein of 1362 amino acids. The record is from RefSeq and is a predicted model, not a curated record. The transcript has 20 exons.
CGCCCUCGUCGCUCUCUUUCGCUCCGUGUUCGAUUUUCCAAGAAUUCAUGCCCUAGUUUGUUCGAUUCUCCUUUUCGGGUCUGUAAUAUAGCGAAUUGGAAGACCAAUCUGAGAAGCUUUUGUGAAAUUUCUGUAGCAGUUGGAUGGCUCGCAACGAUCAGGAGCUGAAGGCGGCGAAAAAUGCGUAUAAGGAGGCGGUAGCCACCGGAAAUCGGCGGGAGGAAGCCCGCUGGGCGAACGUCAUGGGCGACCUACUAAGGCGGCGCGGCGAGUACGUCGAGGCGCUGCGGUGGCUUCGGAUCGAUUAUGAUGUAUCCGUCAAGCACUUGCCGGAGAAGCACCUGCUACCGACGUGCCAGUCCCUAGGAGAGGUUUAUCUCCGGCUGGAGAGUUUCGAGGACGCUCUAGUUUAUCAGAAAAUGCAUCUGGAGUUAGCAAAGAAAGCUGGUGAUCUUGUUGAAGAGCAAAGAGCCAGUACACAGCUUGGCCGGACGUACCAUGAAAUUUUUCUAAGGUCUGAGAAGGAUCAUGAUGCUUUAAGAAACUCGAAGAAGUAUUUUAGGUCAGCAAUGGAUCUUGCUCGGGAUCUACAAGAAAAUCCUCACCAUCGAGGUUCCUUUUUCCUGAAAGAACUGAUCGAUGCUUAUAACAACCUUGGUUUGCUCGAGAUGGAUCUUGAUAACCUUGAUGAAGCGCUGGCAAUACUGCUUGAAGGUUUAAAAAUAUGUGAUCAGGAAGAGGUAAAGCAGGAUGAUGAUGGGCGUAGCAGGCUGCAUCAUAAUCUAGGCCGCCUAUACAUGGAGUUGAGGGUAUGGGAUAAAGCCAAAUAUCAUACUGAGAGGGAUAUACUAAUUUGUCGUAGUAUUGGACAUGCAGAAGGUGAGGCGAAGGGGUUCAUUAAUCUGGGUGAGCUGCAUAAUCGAGUGCAGAAGUAUGACGAAGCAAUUGUUUGCUACCAAAAGGCCUUGAAGAUAGCAAAAUCGAUGGAAGAUGAAAAUGCACUAGUUGCACUAAUUAAUGAGAACAUAAACACUGUUAAAGGUGCUUCUGAGGAGUUAGAUAAAUUGAAAAAAGAAGAACAGAAUCUAAAGAAACUGUCCAGAAAUGCUGUUUUUGCUAAAGGAACUGAUGCUGAAAGAAAAAUUUUAUUGGAGCAGAGUGCAUCCCUUGAUCGUCUCAUUGAGAUAUCAAGCCUGCUUCAGGCUUGGCCAAGACACUGGGAAUUUGCCAAAAGGAAAAAAAGGGUGGCAAGAGAACUAUGUGACAAGGAAAAGCUCGCUGACUCACUUCUUGCAAUCGGGGAAUCAUAUCAAAACCUCAGGAACUUUCCUAAAGCAUGCAAGUGGUACACAAGAAGCUUGGAUGCUUAUAAGUCAAUUAGAAACUUGAAAGGGCAAUCAUUGGCCAAAACUAACAUUGGUGCUGCUUUGGAUUCUGAUGGUGACUGGUUGGGUGCACUAGAUGCAUUUGAAGAGGGUUACAGAAUUGCAGUCAAGGGGAAUUUACUUGAUGAACAGAUUUUAGCUCUUGAUAAUAUGCAUUACAGUUAUAUGAUCCGAUUUGAUGAUGUUGAAAAAGCCAGAAAAUUACAGGUUGACAUAGAUAGAUUGAAGAGUCUACAGGAAGAUGAAGUUCAACACCAUAACCUGGGUACUGAAUGCUGCUCUGAGACUGAGACAGCCUGUUGCUUGUCUGAUACAGGAUCAGAUGAGGAUGUUUCUUCCCAGCGGCAUGUAAAACCUUUUUCUGCUUUGUCAGAUCCACCUCAUAAUGACAAAGAGAUUGGUGAUGACCUCCCUUUGUCUAUGUUUCUCAAACGUAACAAGCGGCCGUCUCAGAAAAGGACAUCCCAGUUGGGUUUUUGCACCGAGAAGGCUCCACAUUCUAGUUUCCGAGUGGAAAAUAUUUCUGUUGAUGUAAGCCGUUCUACAGAUGAUCAACAAUUGGGUUCCCGUAAAAGAGUUCGUGUUAUCAUUUCCGAUGAUGAAGAUUCUGGGAAUGAUGAAAGUGGUUGUUCUAGAGAGGAAGCACAUAACCCUCUAACUUCAAAUAUUGCUACUUCUCAAGGUGUGAGAAGUUCUCCUCUUGGUGCUUCUCAAGAUCAUAAGGCAUCGUCACAUCCUGAUGCCCAAAAAGAUAACCAUAGCAUAUGCGAGUCCAUUCAUCUAGAAGCUAGUUCCUCCUACAGAUCUGAUAAUCACAAAUCAAACUCAGGAAAUGAAAUCAGAUGCAAAGAAACAGGCGCUUGGGAGACCACAAGUAACACACGUUUUGUAUCCAAAGGCUCCACCUCCAGAAAUACACUUCUUGACCAAGGGGAGUUUGAUCCUUUGACGUCCAAUAGUGGAGAUUCUCUUGUAGUUCCUUGUAAAAUUGAUGAAACAAUGGUCCACUUGGAUUUAUCUUCAUGCACUAAUGGCGAUAAAGUGAAUGUUGAUAGUAUGAAGGUGGAAUUAGCAUGUCUUUAUUAUCUAAGGCUUCCUAAAGACAAGUGCUCUCGUGGGAUGUUGCCAAUUAUUCAGCUACUGAAAUGGAAUGAGAAAACUCUGGAUUUGCUCGAGCCAGUUAAACAAUUUGAGGAUUAUGGUAAUGGAAAAGGCUGCAUUGAAGCAGUUAUUAGUGGUUGGAUUCACAAGCGUUUGAUGAAGUUAUAUGUUGACUAUUGUUCUAAAACCUCUGAAUCUCCGAACAUGAAGUUGCUUAGGAAGCUCUACAAUUUGGAGGUUUCCGAGGAUGAAGUUAUAGUAUCAGAUUGUGAACUGGAUGACAUGAGUAUUUUACCUUUCUUGGACGCACUCUAUGACUAUCCAGUUGCUAUCAUGGAUUUGUCACAUAACGUGUUGGGAAAUGAGACAAUGAAGAAGUUGCAUCAAAUAUUUGUCUCUACUACCCAUAUUUAUGGCAGCUUGACACUAGAUUUGCAUCAGAAUCGCUUUGGAGCAACGGCAUUAUUCCAGGUCUGUGAAUGUCCUGUGCUAUUUAGUCGAUUGGAAGUUCUGAAUCUAUCUGAAAAUCGCCUUACAGAUGCUUGUGCAUCAUACCUUUCAGUCAUAUUGAAAAACUGCAAAGCUCUAUAUAGCUUAAACCUAGAGAAAUGCUCAAUCACAUCAAGAACAGUGCAAACAAUUGCGGAUUCAAUACAGUCUGAAUCUAGUCUUUCACAUCUUGCUUUAGGGAAAAAUAAUCCUAUUUCUGUGAGUGUCAUCAUGCAUUUAUUGGAUAGACUUUCUUGUAUAAGGAGAUUUUCGGAGCUCAGUUUAACUGGUGUAAGGUUGGGCCAGGCUGUAAUUGAUAGUCUGUGCAAGUUUGCCGGAAAAGUACCAAGUCUAGCAGCGCUGGCUCUUGGGAACACUUGUAUAGGCUCUGAUGGUGCUGUUAUAUUAACUGAAGCCUUGUCAAAUGUAUCUCAAGAAUUUGUGAAGCUUGAUAUAUCAAAUUGUGGAGUAAGAUCUUGUGACAUGAUUGGCAUAUUCAGGAGCAUAGCCUCAACCGGUAUCCUUGAACUGAAUAUAAGUGGAAAUUCAAUCGAACAAAAGGGCGUGGAUGGAUUAGCGUCUCUUCUCACAAGUUCUCGUUGCUUUCUGAGAGUCCUCAAACUCGACGGCUGUCAUCUUGGUCUCUCUGGAAUUCUUUGCAUAGUUGAGGCCUUGUCAGGAAACAACUCAUUGGAAGAGCUCAGUCUUUCAGAAAACGUUGAUUCCAACACGGACAUUGUAAGCUGUCCAACUAGAACUGCAAGUCUGAAGGGUUCGCAGGGGCUUGAUCUUGCUGUUGCUUCUGAACAGACAGCCAUGGAGGUGGAAACGGUUGAGCCGGUGUUGGAUGUGCAUGAAGCAGAUGUGAACGGGCUUGUAGCUGCAGACAGCGAGGAGGGUUCAGAUAGAGAGGGUCCGAAUGAUGACACUUGUGCUAGUUCAAGCCAAUCACCUGAAGCGAACUUGGCGUCAUCCAAGACACCAGAAAUGACUUCAGAACAUGAACCACCAUAUUUGGCACACCUUUCAAGAGCCAUUAUCAAUGCAAAGCAGCUUCAAUGCCUGGACCUCAGUGGCAACGGUUUCACCUCGGAGGUUGUUGAGAAACUUUACUCCUCGUGGUCAUCAUCUACAAGGAUCAGGUGCUCAACAGCGAGGCACACAGAGAAUGAGAUUGUUCAUUUCUCAGUGCAGGGAAAGCAAUGCUGUGGAGUAAGGUCGUGCUGUAAAAAGGACUGGUGUGGGAGUGGGAUUUAAACUGAUGGAACCAAAUUAGAACAAGGUACAAUUUUUUUUUUCCUCAUCUAACGCGUUGAUCUUCCGCAGAGGAACUUUUGGUGCUCUCAUACGCUACGCUUCUGCGAAGUGUGAACUACUUCAAUUUGUCAAGCUUGUACAGAAUAAAUGAUGGUUGUCGCUAAAUGGCACUUGUUUGGAGGAAUGCGUAGGACGGGCACACGGUUCUUUGACCUUCCAGGCGUUCUACCAUAGAAAAGGUGUUCCACUUUUCCUGCUUAUUAAUUUUAGUGGCCCUCACUAUGUUCUGGCGUCUGUUGUAUACGUGCGUAUUGAGACACUCUACUCAUGUUCUAUUAUCAUGAUAUAACGCUAAGCAACCUCUGUGGGACGCUUGUUAUUUUUUUGGUCACAAAGGAAUCCACCAGGAUCAGGCUCUUUUGUUCUCA